Molecule: messenger RNA, 1707 nt
Organism: Coffea arabica (coffee)
Lineage: Eukaryota; Viridiplantae; Streptophyta; Magnoliopsida; Gentianales; Rubiaceae
Biological process (GO): translational initiation
Cellular component (GO): eukaryotic translation initiation factor 2B complex
Molecular function (GO): translation initiation factor activity; guanyl-nucleotide exchange factor activity
Source: RefSeq, a predicted model, not a curated record
CUAGUCCAAAAGUGGAAUCCCAAUCACUGAUUAACGCCUAAUCGAGCGAGAUUAGUAGUGUGGUGGUACAAUUUCGAUUUAGAAAAUAUUCGACCCCCCGUCUUUGUAAGGCUCUUGAUCACCGGAAAAAUCAUCCACAGCCGCACCGGCGAUCUUCGCAGAUUAAGCUUUCGUUCUCAUUCGAUUCUAUUCCCUCUUAAAUUACACACGGCCGAAACAAAAAAGGAAAGGGCAAACAAAGCGGUGGACUGAUUUACAAUAAAAGGAAAAUAGAGUGCUCGCAUCUCAUAAAUGUGGUAUCGAUCCGCUUCUUUCAUUCUCGACCAACAACAAAACGACGGCGUUGCCAAGCCUGAGAGCCGUCUCCUCUCUCCAACUGCCCCCCCGCUGUCUAUGGCAGAAACCCCACAGCAAAUCCCUAAAAUUUCUGCUUAUUAUCAGACGCGAGCGGCUCAUCACGGCGUCGUUACCAGCGACUGGCUCGCACAAGCUCAAGCUGCCGUUGGCCGCCAAGCCGACGAAGCCGUUUCUGACGACUCUUUGUCUUUGAAGUCGGGCGAGUCGCCCAAGGCCUUUAGCGUGAUUGAUGAGUUCAAUAAUUGGCGGAAACAGCCUGAAUUGGCUGAGGCUGUGGCGGCCAUUAGGGCCUUGGCGUCCGUUAUUCGGUCCAGCGAGGCGAAUACUAUGAUGGAGCUGGAAAUUGAGCUCAAGAAAGCCUCUGAUUCCCUCAAAUCAUGGGAUACAACCUCGAUAUCUCUGACAGCUGGCUGUGAUCUGUUCAUGCGGUAUGUGACAAGAACUUCAGCUCUGGAGUAUGAGGAUUUCAAUUCAGCUAAGUCUCGCCUUCUUGAACGUGCAGAGAAGUUUGGAGAGAUUUCUUACAAGGCUAGGAGAAUAAUUGCGAUGCUUAGUCAGGAUUUCAUUUUUGAUGGUUGUACUAUAUUGGUGCAUGGCUUUUCCCGUGUGGUGUUGGAAGUCUUGAGAACGGCUGCACAAAACAGGAAACUGUUUCGCAUUUUCUGCACAGAGGGAAGGCCAGAUAGAACUGGGUUGCGAUUGUCCAAUGAGCUAGCCAAGCUUGACGUUCCCGUGAAGCUAUUGAUAGACUCUGCUGUGGCAUAUAGCAUGGAUGAAGUUGACAUGGUUUUUGUUGGAGCAGAUGGAGUUGUUGAGAGUGGAGGAAUAAUUAACAUGAUGGGGACAUACCAAAUUGCAUUGGUUGCUAAGAGCAUGAGUAAACCAGUUUAUGUUGCUGCUGAAAGCUACAAGUUUGCUCGUCUUUAUCCGCUGGAUCAAAAGGACAUGGUUCCUGCUUUACGUCCUAUUGAUUUUGGAGUACCCAUACCUUCCAAGGUUGAAGUCGAAACAUCUGCCCGAGACUAUACGCCACCUCAGUAUCUGACCUUACUUUUCACUGAUUUGGGUGUCUUAACACCCUCUGUAGUCAGUGAUGAACUCAUCCAACUAUACUUGUAACCAUGUUUUGGGAUAUUUUUGUUAAGGUAUUACACUUGUGGAUUUGGUUCGUUUCUCUUUCUUUUCCAUGAAACUCAUAAAUGCUUUUAAUGGGCAUGGGCAUUUUGGCUGAGUUUUGUACCAAAUGUGCGUUGCUCGAAUGGUUUUUGUGGGAUACGAGGUGGUAUAUGCCGCAGGGACAUGGUUAUUUUCAUGAUUUGGAACACCUGGGAUAUAGAAUUUCAGAGCCAA